Saxophila tyrrhenica is the source of this 2409-nucleotide messenger RNA. RefSeq lists its product as uncharacterized. Gene Ontology annotation, molecular function: ATP hydrolysis activity; ATP binding. The transcript has 4 exons. The record is from RefSeq and is a predicted model, not a curated record. Bases 1 to 2409 code for a protein of 802 amino acids. NCBI's taxonomy places the organism in Eukaryota, Fungi, Ascomycota, Dothideomycetes, Mycosphaerellales, Extremaceae.
AUGAACAGCUUAGACAACAUCUCUCUCCCCCCGAUCUUUGACGGCGAAGACUUUGACUCAGAAGACGAAGAACGACUACGCGCUCGGCAAGAAUUCUUCUGCCAGCUUGGUCUCCUCAACGCAAAGAACCGUCUCGAGUUGAAGAAGCGCAGGAUGGCCGCCGCACGAGAUGCCUCCUCCGACUCGGAGGUCGAGGAGGUGACUAACGGGGUCAAGAAGGGGAAGAUGGACGUGACUCCUGCCGACAGUACGCCGCAGGAGCUGGUGAAGCUUGAUCCAGCGGAGGUGGGUAUGACUGUCGGCCUCAAGUAUCUCUACUCCGGCAAAGAAGACAAGCGCGGCCGCUUCCAGUGGGAGUCGAAGAUCCCAGAAGACCUAGGCCAGCCCGCAGAGGACGCCGAGACCCAGAAGCUCUCCAUCAUCGUGCGCAAGGUCAAGGUGUGGAAUGACCCAACGAAAGUCCUCACCCUCCACUCCGUCGUCAUCCAGAGCCCGCUGCUCAAAGACCUGCUCAAGGAAGUGCUGGCUGGCUACCCAGGAGUCACCGUCAACCUCAAGCGCCUGGAGUUCUCCGGGAGGUUUGAACCGCUCAUCCACCGCUAUCAAGAACUCAACCAGGCUUUGGUCAAGUUGCGCCUCGGAGAUGAAGCUGAAGCAAAGACCAAAGCCGAGCAUGCCGAGCUCCUGCAGAAGCUGCUGGAAGAGGAGUUCAAAGACACCAUUGAUGCGUCGAUGGACCUGAAAAGCCAAGGCGUCAUGACCUACGAGCACCUCUGGACCCUCUUCCAACCCGGUUCACUUGUGUACAGCAAGCAGCAAGGCCAAGACCGCAUCUUCAAGCUCAUGUCGUCGCGAUAUGGCCAGGAUCGCAACAUGAAUCCGUGUUUCUGGCUGACGUGCCAGUACGUUGAUUACGAUGGGACGCGCUUUGGGACGCAGAAGUUGAAUGUCAAGAUCGCGGCGUAUGAUGGGACCAAGUCGAUCAACAGCUUUCAGAGCUAUCCGCUUGAGUACCACAACAGCAAGGAGGACCUCAAGGCGAAGCUCAUCGAGCGUGGUGGCAAGGUUGAGAGCUUUGCUGGAUGCCAUUACCGGGCGUACCACGGAGUUGGGUGGAGGACUGACAGCAUGGGAAAUAGAGACUCGCAGUUUGUCAAAGGCCGUGUGGUGAUCGAUACUUACGGCUGGAACCGCUUCAACCCAAACUACAGCAUCUUCGUCCAGCCGCUGCAUGUCAAGGAGACAAGAGCGGUCAGUGGGCUCGGUGGUCUUGCGUCAGGCGAGGACGAAUAUGAGAGCGACUACGAUGACUACGACGACGACAACGACGGCAUGCCCUUGGACGGCCUGUUCGCGGACGAAGAGGACGAGGAGACGAAGCAGAAGAACAAGUUGAACGACGAGCACAAGAUGAUGUGCACGCCACUCGUCCGCGGGUAUGCGUUCAAGGAGAAGAUGUGGCUGAACUUCUUCGUGAACGCCGUCCAGGACAUCAGCUUCAACGAGUCCGCCUUCGACAGCCUCGUCCUCCCCAGCAACAAGAAAGAGCUCAUCCACGGCUUCAUCGAAACCCACCAGAACCACAUGACGCAGUUCGACGACGUGAUCCAAGGCAAAGGCCGCGGCAUCAUCCUGCUCCUCUGUGGCCCUCCAGGCGUCGGCAAGACUCUCACCGCCGAAUCCGUCGCCGAAGAGAUGAAAGUGCCGCUGUAUCAGAUGUCCGCCGGCGAUCUCGGGCUCGAUCCUAGACAUGUCGAGAGCAAGCUCCAAGGGGUGCUCGAUAUGUGCACGCGCUGGAACGCUCUGCUUCUGCUCGACGAGGCGGAUGUGUUUCUGGAAGAGCGCUCGUUGCAUGAGUUGGAGCGGAAUAAGCUCGUGAGCAUCUUCUUGCGGGUGCUGGAGUAUUAUGAAGGGAUUAUGUUCUUGACGACGAAUCGGGUGCAGACUUUCGACCAAGCCUUCCAGUCGAGGAUUCACAUCAGCCUGGAGUACAAGGAGCUCGACCUCCCCAGCAGGAAGUCGGUAUGGCUUGCCUUCCUCAAGCAGCACAACAUCGCGCAAGCAGCCGCGCGCGAGAGACCGCCGAAGGUGACAGCGUCCGCCGCGAAGUCCCAGGAUAAGUCGAAGGCUAAAGGAGAAGCCAGUCCACAGGACGAGGAGACCGUCAAGCAGCAGCAUUUGGCUCGUACGCUCCCGCAUACCAUGGAAGAGAGCGAUGUCAACAAGCUCGCGCGUCUGCAGAUGAACGGCCGGCAGAUCAAAAAUAUUCUGAAGGCGGCGCAGAUGCUGGCGACGAGGAAGGGGGAAGGGUUGGGGUUUGCGCACGUGGAGAUGGUGAUGGAUGUUACGCAGCAUUUGCACCAGACUACGCUGGAGAGUGAGAGGGCGAGGGCGAGUUUCUUUACUUGA